Cotesia congregata is the source of this 1764-nucleotide messenger RNA. Lineage: Eukaryota; Metazoa; Arthropoda; Insecta; Hymenoptera; Braconidae. The record is from the annotation of a GenBank genome assembly.
AUGCUAGCGACCAUCGAGAAUAACGGGAUAUUUUUGUCUGACCCUUGCACAGAUUUCCAGCCCCAGUCGAUGCUCCUCGGGAAGCAGGGUGCUUGUGGGUACUCGGUGCUGCCUUUGAUGAAGAACUUGGCGACGAUGUGGCUGGCGAAACAGCGGACCCAGUUCUCGUACCGGUGCGACCGAUGCGGGAAGGGAUACCAGCACCGCGCCACCCUCGUCAGACACACCAGACACGAGUGUGGCAAAGACCCCAAGUUCAAGUGCCCCUACUGUGUCCACCGGACUAAGCAGAGGGGCAAUCUCUACCAGCACAUUCGCACUAAUCAUCCAGGAAAAAAUGUUUUCACUAAAAAUAGCAAGAUUGUAAGAGCAGUUACUGAUGAACGGGUGGUUAUUUUCAGGACUGUGGGCGAACUACCCCUCGCAGGAGUUCCCGCGAGCGGAGAGCUACUCGACGCACCUGGGCAGCAUGAGGAUGAUGCGAAGCUCCCGACGAUCGAUGACCCACCAGGUGUGCCUCGACAAGAGACCCGGGUGCUACUACUGCCCGAAGUGCGGCAAGGGCUACCGGUGGCUCAGGAACAUGAAGAACCACCUGAAGAUCGAGUGCGGGAAGGAGCCCACCGAGUUCUGUCCGUACUGCCCCCACAAGACCAGAUACAAGCGCAGCCUCCAGAAGCACAUCCUCAGAAUUCAUUCCUCAUAAUAACUAAAGUCUCUCCUUUAAAAUUUUUUUUGCAACGUGAAAAAGAAGAAAUUUUAUUUUGCACUGGAAAUAAUUAUUGGGGAGCCAGCAGGUGUGAAUACUGUGGCCGAGAAUUUAUUUGGGAGUCAAGUCUGCGUCUUCACAAAAAAAUGGCCUGUGGAAAGCCCCCGAAUUUUUUCUGCUCGCUGUGCACUUACAAAUCUAAUUUUAAGGGUAAUCUAAAGCGACAUAUGUUCAACGUCCACAAAAUAGUCCUACCCCCGGCUAUUUCCUAUCGUCAAGCCCCGGCUCCACGUGUGUCCUCACUGCGGGCAGAUGUACUCCUGGGCAUCGAACCUCAGGAAGCACCUCAAAAUGGGCUGCAGCAUGCUCACCCAAGACACUCACUUUUCCUGCCGCUACUGCCCCUACAGAUCCAGAAUCCAGGCCAGCUUCUUCAAGCACCUCCUCUCUGUGCACAACAUCAACUUGCAGUUUUUUUAACCAAAGACUUUAUUUCUAUUUGGUACAUCCCUGAGACAGUGCUCGCCAGGCCUAAAAAAGCCUCAAAAGCACCUAGAGCCUCUAAGCGCAAGAUCAAGAAGUCAAACUACGAGUUCACCUGCUCCGCUUGCAAAAAAACAUUCCCGACCUCGGCGAAUCUGCGCGACCACAUUAGACGGUACUGCGGUGUCGACAAGAACAUCAUAUGUCGGUACUGCAGCCACAGGUCCAAGCGGCUUUGGGACAUGAGGGUCCAUCUUGAGCGCGUUCAUCAUAUCUCGAAAGAUCACUUUACUCUGCACCGGGAUGAGCGAGGGUCCAGUGGAAAAGCGUCCAAGACAGAAGCUUCCGCCGAUCUACAAGCUCGACUAGACGCGCUAAUAAUAAGAAGAUGGAGUGCUGUCCAUUUUGUGAUUACACAAGCGACAGAAGGUGGAACGUCAAGUCGCAUAUUAAAAGAAUUCAUACCACCUCUUGACGUUGACUUUUCUCAAAGAUGCCGAGGAGAAGGUACACCAAAGUUAGAGACCAAAAACAGUUACAGUGGGCGAUGGACGCAGUUGUUCAAGGCGUGA